AUGAUUGGAGGAGAUUUAGAUGAAUUGAGCCCUGCAUAUUCACAUGGUUCUUUUAGUCAGCUGAAUCUACAAGAAUUUCCUCCAGUUGAACAAAUUUCUACCUAUGAUUCAUUAGAUUUUUCAUUCAAUCCUAUUUCAUCAUUUAAAACUCUCCCAGUACUACCUCUACUUGAAGAUCUAGAUCUCCAAAGUACAAAUAUUAAGUCAUUUGAGUUUGCACAAUGCCAACCAUCUUUGAAAAUGCUUAAUUUCAAAAAUACACCAAUAGCUGCAUAUGAAGGUUCAAGAAUCAUGUCGAUUAUAACACUUGGUUCUUGGAUUGAAGAGAUAAAUCAAGAAAAAGUUACAGAACAAGAACAUCAGAUAGCAGAAAGGCUUUCACCGCGAGUUAAAAAGCUUUUAACAUCUGGGUGGAUCUUAACUGCUAUUAAUACACCUUAUUUAAUGAAUCAAAAUUCAAAUCAAUCGGGUUCCUUAGACGAAAUACUUAAAUUAGUCGAAAAUACUACUAAAAAUGAAUAUUAUAGUUCAUCGGAAUCAUAUUCAUCGCAAUUUGAAGAUGAUUUCCCAACAAAAAUUUUGACAAAUCAAAUUGAACAGGAUAAUUCAAAAGAAAGUUCAGAUAACCAAUUUGAUUACAAUGAAAUACCAUCAUUCAUCGAUAAAACUCAAGAUUCUUCAACUUCGGAAUCAGAAUCUUUCAAACAAGACAAUUUUACGAAUAAUUUCAAAGAAAUCGAUAUCGAUCUUUCUGAUUCAGAUUACAGUUAUGAAUCUUAUAUUGAAAUUGCAAAACCAUCAAUGAAUUCGAAGAAUUCCUUUCAAAAUCAACAAAAACAGCCACAGAAUCUCAUUGAUACAGCAUCAUUUGCUUCAAACAGUUUUCACAUGCAUCCAACAAUGAUAGAAAACAUUGAUGAAAUUAAUUUUAAUCUAGAUCAAAAAGAGAAACUGAAACCAAAGACAUUUAUCAAUCUUAAGAUAGAAGACCAACAGAAAUUGGAUGAAAUUCAAUUGGUUUUGGAAAUUUCGAAUUCAUUUUCUGUUGAAAUUCCAUUUAAACCGAAAUAUUCGAGAAAAAUCUCUCCAAUAUGUUCAUUCGAUACCAAAUCAAAGCCUACAACAAAGCCAAAGCUUCAAUGUUUCUUAACUGAAGCGAAAUCUAUAACUUACGAUGGAAAUUCCAUUAUGAUGCAAUCGAGUUCUAUUGCUAUGAGUGUAAACAGUGAUGAUGACUUCAAUUUGGUCAAAAAAAUAAAAAUACCAAAUCAAAAUCCAAAAAAUUAUGAUAAUUCAAAGCGAACCACAAGUUAUAAUGAUAAAAUAGAAGAUGAUGAAAGCAUUGAAACAGAUAUAGAAGAAGAUGAACAAGAUUUUUAUAAUUUCAGAAAAAUAUCAAACAAAAAAUCUAAAACAAGCACUUUAGAAACUAAUGACAAGCCACAAAAUGAAGAUACCCAAUUCCAAAAUCAUGAAUCUCCAACAAAUAAAAAAUCUCAUCAUAAAGCUCAAAAAAUUGACCAAUCUGUAGAUAAUAAUAACAGAUCUGAUAUCAAAGAAGAUAAAAAUAGUAGAGUUAAUGAUAAAUCAGAGAAUUUUGAAAAAAAUGAAAAUAAUUCUCAAAAUUCUAAGCAUAAACCAGAUAAUUAUCAUAUUAAUGAACCAGAACAUGAUAAAAUUGAGUCAAAUCCGACAAAUAAAGAUAAUAAUUUUGAUGAAGAAGAAGAUCCAGUGAUAGAACCAGGAAAAAGUAGUUCUUCUGAUGAAGAAAACACAACCAAAAAGGAAGAGACACCCAAAUCUCAUGAAAAAUCAAAUUUAGUUUCUGAAUCAGUUCAAACAACUGAAUUUCAACCAGAAAAUGACACAAACAUGCAAAACAUUAAGAAAGAAACAAUUCAUGCUGAUAAAUCAAUUAAUAAUGUUGAUGAAGACAAUAAAAUACAUCAAAAUAAAGAAGAAAUCAUUCAAGAUAUUACAAAAAGUGACACAAAACGUGACACCAAAAUUUCUAACAGUCAAAAUUCAAAAAGGACAAAAUCCAAGAAAGAAAAAAGAAUUUCUGAUUCAAAGAAAUCCGAUUUAUCAGAUGUUAAAUCAGUAGAUACCAUUCCAUCUUCUGAUUUUGUAGACAGAUUAAACAAAGCAUUGAGAGCUGUUGAUGAACCAUCUCCAAUCAUUCUAAACUCUUCUUCAGACAAUGUAAAAUCACCAAAAGAUAAAUCAUCAGAAUCAAAGAAAUCAAAGGUGAUAAAGGCACCUCCUUUACCAGUGCCAGACCCUGAAAUAGAAAGAAAACAUCAUCAUAGAAAACAUCAUAAUAAAACAGAAAAUAAACCAAAGAAAGAUAUUUCCGAAAUUGUUUUCCCUGAGAAAAUGAUUAAAGGUUUCGAAUAUUCCUAUGAAAAUACAGACGCUAAUAGGAAACAUAAAACAAAUAGAAAAAUAGAAGAUACAAUUGAAAUGUCAAAACCGCAAACAAAAGUGUCAAAUUCUGACAACAGACCAUUAUAUGUUCCGAGAAAGAGAUCUGUUGCUCCUCCACUUGAUGACAAUACAUCUCCUUUGUUUAAACGCCAGAAAGUUACAGAAGAUAUGUGGUUGAAUGAACAUGAAGAUGAAAAGCCGAUUCUCGUUGAAAACAAAUCAAGUGAUAAUAACGAAAGGAGAAAGAUUUCAAAUGAUUCGUUUCCAACGAUUAGAAGAACAUCUCCUAUAAGAAAUAGACAAAAUAGAGAAAUUGAAGUUGUUAAUGAUUCUUAUAAGAUUUCUUUCAAAUAA
Trichomonas vaginalis G3 is the source of this 2781-nucleotide messenger RNA. Its product is annotated as ribonuclease inhibitor domain-containing protein. The coding region runs from base 1 to 2781 and encodes 926 amino acids. NCBI's taxonomy places the organism in Eukaryota, Parabasalia, Trichomonadida, Trichomonadidae. The record is from RefSeq and is a predicted model, not a curated record. The transcript has a single exon.